ACAGAGUUACAAAAGUGGGCAGGUACGUUGCCGUGGUCCCAAGUGUAUGUUGCCUCUGUUCACUGUCCCACUAGGCGACCGGACUCUUGUCUUCGCACAUUUUUUCUUCUGGAAGCCAGGAACAGUCCUCCAGAAAUCUCUCGCCGGUCUUUGUCGCGCCCUUCUUCAUGGUGUCUUGCAAGCUUGUCCUGAGCUAAUACAGCACAUGCUAUAUAAGGCCUGGACUAAGGCGGCUGCAACGCCAUGGCAGGUGCAGUCAGCGAACGAAAUAUCCGACUCUGAGAUCUUCGAAGCAUUCAACCGGCUCAUUGAGCUGGGGCCGGUGAACAAACAGCGUUCAUUUUGCUUUCUUAUCGAUGGUCUCGACGAGUUCGAGGAGACAACUCAGUAUGACCACAGGGAUCUUGUUAAACAACUGUGCGAGUGGUCCGAAGUCUCAUCCGGGUACGUCAAGCUUUGUGUUUCCAGCCGUGAGCACAGUAUCUUCAUGAAUACUUUUGCCUCCGAGAGGAGGCUACGGCUCCAUCAGUUGACAUGGCAGGAUAUGAGAGCUUUCAGCGAAGAUAGACUGGCUCAUCUUGCCGAUGUGGAGGCCAGAGAAAGGCUCGUCAGUGGAGUCGUAGAAAAAGCGCAGGGUAUUUUCUUAUGGGUGGCGCUGGUGAUUAGGUCCAUUCGCGAGCAAUGGGAGGACGGUGCCAGCAUUGCUGAGUUGGAGGAUGAACUUAAUUCGCUUCCUGAUGAGCUGAGCGGGCUCUAUGAGUAUAUUCUUAACUCUCUCAGCAAGACGGUGCGACGCAAAUUCUACCACACCUGCGCUAUUCUUCGUCUCGCGAAGACCUACGACAUAUCGUUGACAUUGCUGCGCUAUUCUCUUCUCGAAGAUUAUGAACGAAAUCCCGAAUUUGCCAUGGCUGAGGACUACCCUCAAGAGAACGUCCAGUACAUUACACAAGAGGAGAGGGAAGAGCACGGGGUGAGGCGAUUGAACGGAUUUAAGGGACUUUUGGAGCCGGAUGCCAGAAACAGAGUCGACUUUUGCCACCGGUCUGUGGACGAGUUCCUACAAGAUCCGAACAAAGAGACCUGCAUGGCGCAAUACCUACGUUCUUUCAAUGCGCCGGAUGCAUUUUCCCAGAUAUUGCUUGCUGACUUGCGGCUCGGGGAAGCGCCCAUGAACUGGACGGUGGAACAUGGGUGGUGGGAACGUGGGUAUUCGCUUUCUACCGGGCUCCUUCGUAUGAGAGCGGAGCAUGAGCUCGAUCAGGCCCCCUAUUCAUUUCUGUCCCUCCUCCAUGAUAUCUACGGUCCUUUACCGUGGAAUUUGAUUGACAGUGGAGACCCUCUCACAAUGUACAUGUACAGACAUUCAGAGAUGCGGAGUGAAAUAUGUUGUACCACCCCCUUGUGUCGAGGCGAGGACCCUUCCAAGACGAUGAUCCGUGUGCUAUUGCUUGCACCCAUCUACAUCUUGACCUACCUAGGAUAUCAUGAAUAUCCGGUAUGGAAGAUCUCCCAGGACCAGGACGCAACCGCCACACCUGCAAGGGCCAUCAUCUUAGCAUAUUGUGAUCUGUUCUGCGACUUCAGUGGCAAAUCUUCUACAAGAGUUAAAGGGAUGUCUGUUCUAGAAGCGCUACUGGCGCGCGGCGCUCUAUCCCCCAAUGAUGCAGGACCAUCUAUUCAGCACUUCUAUUUCGAAGCACUUGACCGCGACGGCAGCCACGGCCUUGAACAAAUGAGCCUAUGGCACAAUUUCCUCGCAUCGAUCUAUCUUCAACACAGAUUGCGUCGGCCAGCGAAUAGCAUCUGCUUAUCCCGUCGAGUGCUAAGGUUAAUGCUUCAAUUCAAACCUAGUUUGUAUUUCUCCAUGACCAUGGACAUUAUUGAAAACGAUGGAACUCAUAACUCUUUUGGUGUAACCAUGAAGCUCGGUCACUCUGCAAAGCCGUUCAAGGUCAAGCUCCGACUACGUUGUUCGGGUGACCUAUGUUUCGUAUAUCCAUCAUUCCGGGCGUUCCUCGAACAAUCUCGAAUCAGGGAUAAAGAGGCCCUAAUCCAGAUGUAUGACUCUCAAGUGGAGGAGGAGCGAGCCGCAGGAAAUAUUAUUACCUCAUGAUCACAGGACGGAAGAUAUAGUGGCCACUAUUUCAACAUGUGACGUGAUUCAAGUAUAUUUGUUUGUCGUUGUCUACGACGGUUUUGGCUGCUGUUGGGUUUGUAAAUUUUGUCUCUACGGAAAGACCAUAUCCAAACAUCUCGACGGAGAAAGGCAACGAAAAAUAAAGACUGCUGAUCUUCAUAACGUCCAGCUUUUGGUGGGGAACUAAGACCCCACAAGAGAGAUAGUUGAUAAAAUCAUCUGUUGUAGUUAUUCCCACUCCAGUCACAAAAUGGCCCCCAUAUUUUAUCUAACCGCUUCUAUCCUACAACCUACUACCUACCUAGG
Paecilomyces variotii is the source of this 2446-nucleotide messenger RNA. RefSeq lists its product as hypothetical. NCBI's taxonomy places the organism in Eukaryota, Fungi, Ascomycota, Eurotiomycetes, Eurotiales, Thermoascaceae. The coding region runs from base 47 to 2116 and encodes 689 amino acids. The record is from RefSeq and is a predicted model, not a curated record. The transcript has a single exon.